AGUGCAGCUGGUGAAACUGUGUGCUCAGAGUGAAGCUCUACAGUCCAUCAGGAGUGACCAGGACUGCUGCUGAAUCAGGAGUGAUCAGUUCAUCAGGAGUGACCAAAGGUGCUAGUGAUCAGGGGUGAUCAAGAGAGUAGCUGCUGAAGCAGGAGUGAUCAGGAGUUACCAGGAGUGCAGCUUCUGAAGCAGGAGUGAUCAGGAGUGCAGCCAGUGAAGUGCACACUGUUUCAAUUCAUCCAGAGUGACCAGGAGUGACCAAGAGUGAUUAGGAGUAUACCUGGUGAAGCACAUGCUUCUGCAGUUCAUCAGGAGUGAUCAGAAGUGCAACUGGUAAAGUGCACACCUUUUCAUCCAGAAUGAUCAGAAGUGACCAGGAGUGCAGUGUGUGAUGCAAAAGUGAUCAGGAGUGAUCAGGAGUGCAGCUGGUGAAGCGGUGGUGCACUUAGGGUGAUCCUCUACCUUUCAUCAGGAGUGAUCAGGAGUGAUCAGGAGUGCAGCUGGUGAAGUUUAUAGCCAGUGUGAUUCUUUAAUUCUCAUCAGGAGUGACUGGGAAUAAACAGGAGUGAGCAGGAGUGUUUUCUCGUUCUGUGACACAGGGACGAGAGUGCGCGGAGACCCCCGACACUCCCACUGCUCCUGCAUCUCAGACUGCAGCUGUGCGUUAGCGCCCCCCGCUGGUGGCUGGGUGGUAUGAGUGUGUGCGGUAGGAAGGCGCUGACUCUGCUGAGCAGUGUGUUUGCAGUGUGUGGGCUGGGGCUGCUGGGGAUCGCCGUCAGCACAGACUACUGGCUCUACCUGGAGGAGGGGGUCAUCCUGCCCCUCAACCAGACCACCCACACCCACACCUCCCUCCACUCCGGCCUCUGGAGGGUCUGCUUCCUCGCAGGGGAAGAGAUGGGGCGAUGCUUCACUAUAGAGUAUGUGAUGCCCAUGAGUGUCCAGCUGACCAGUGAAUCUACAGUGAGUGUGCUGAAGAUGAUCCGCUCAGCUACGCCGUUUCCUCUGGUCAGUCUGUUCUUCAUGUUUAUCGGCUUCGUGCUGAAUAACAUCGGACACGUCCGCCCCCAUCGCACCAUACUGGCCUUCGUCUCAGGAAUCUUCUUCAUCCUGUCAGGUCUUUCUCUGGUGGUGGGUCUGGUUCUCUACAUCUCCAGUAUUAAUGAUGAGGUUCUGAACAGGACUAAGAAUAACGAGGCGUAUUUCAGCUAUAAGUACGGCUGGUCCUUCGCCUUCGCCGCCAUCUCCUUCCUGCUCACUGAGAGUGCCGGGGUGAUGUCGGUGUACCUGUUUAUGAAGCGCUACACAGCCGAGGAGAUGUACCAGCCCCACCCGAGCUUCUACCGGCCUCGCCUCAGCAACUGCUCCGACUACUCCGGACAGUUCCUCCACCCGGAGGCGUGGGCUCGCGGUCGCAGCCCCUCAGACAUCUCCAGCGACGCCUCGCUCCAGAUGAACGCCAGCUACCCCGCCCUGCUGAAAUGCCCCGAGUACGACCAGGUCUCCUCCUCACCCUGCUGAGGACCGGCCAUCACAGGGGGGGCAUUAAUAUCGGGACAGUGCUGUGGAGGGGGUGGGGGGUGGAGGCAGCAGAGCGGGUGCG
Molecule: messenger RNA, 1603 nt
Organism: Astyanax mexicanus (Mexican tetra)
Lineage: Eukaryota; Metazoa; Chordata; Actinopteri; Characiformes; Acestrorhamphidae
Gene: cacng5b
Product: calcium channel, voltage-dependent, gamma subunit 5b
Exons: 6
Coding region: 694-1521 (275 amino acids)
Biological process (GO): calcium ion transport; neurotransmitter receptor transport, postsynaptic endosome to lysosome; transmission of nerve impulse
Cellular component (GO): postsynaptic density membrane; AMPA glutamate receptor complex
Molecular function (GO): channel regulator activity; voltage-gated calcium channel activity
Source: RefSeq, a predicted model, not a curated record